Molecule: messenger RNA, 3645 nt
Organism: Hyaena hyaena (striped hyena)
Lineage: Eukaryota; Metazoa; Chordata; Mammalia; Carnivora; Hyaenidae
Gene: FAM110B
Product: family with sequence similarity 110 member B
Exons: 7
Coding region: 1106-2221 (371 amino acids)
Source: RefSeq, a predicted model, not a curated record
ACUCGCUCCAAGUUCCCUCCCUCGCGCUCCGCGAAGCCAGCCCAGCCCUCCCCCUCGGCGCGGAGCGAGCGACCGCGGCCGCCGCCAGCCGGGCGCUCCACGGCCUUGCGUCCCGGGCCCCGGGCUCGCGCGGCCGGCGCUCCGUCCGUGGCCCCGCGGGGCCGGCGCCCGGACUCGGCGGCCCCCGUGCGGCCCGCGCUCGGCCCCCGUUUCUGGCGGGCCCGAUCUUCCUCGCCGUCGUCCCCGGGAGCUCGGCGCCCGGCCGGGGCCGCAGCGUCCGGGGCCGGGGAGCGCGGCCGAGGAAUCCCCAGCUGGACAUCCAGAGCGCCUACUCUGUUCUUUCCGCGUCUUGAAUCAAGCGCUAACAGGACACUCUGAGGUCUGAGAGGGAAAUAAAAGCGGUGGAGGUGCCCGGCUGGGAACCGUAAGGAAGGCACCAGAGAGAAGGUGUCCGUCUUUGUUGGCGUGCAUCGGAGGCACUGGCCGCCGGCUCCGGAGCUCCGCGAAGAAGUUUCAGUUCAUGAUAUUACGUGCCGCGGAGAGUAGCUUAAGAUAGACAGGAUUCCCUGUGACUUCUGCCUGCCAUCUGUAAACUACUCGUUCCUCUUUCAAGUCGUGGAUGAAUGUUUUCCUAAAGCAUUUGGGAGGACACGAUCUCACAAGCUGACGCGUCAGACGCAAAUGUGAUGCUGCUGCUAGCCAGCUUUGGAAGAGUUAAAAGCAGUGCCUGCUUCAGCUGUUACUGAGAGGUCGGUAGUAAGAAGCAGAAGCGCUGCUCCGCGGAGAAGGAGACCCGCUCUGCCUGCAGUCGAACACAAAGACCUGGAGGAGACUCCCACAUCCAUCCUCCGGGGAGGAGAGAGGAGGCGGCCGAGCGGAUUAAAGGAACCUGUGGCUCGCGGCCUUGCGGCCGGGGGCGGGGCGCGCCGGGAGGCGGCUGGCGGGGAGCGCGCGGGGAGAUGGGGCGCCGCUGCCGCCGCCGGUGACCCCCGGGCUCCAGGCCCCGUCCGCGGCCCCGUGCGCUCCCCGUACAUGUGCCUGCUCGGCGCAUCGGGAGGCGCGCCGACGAGCAUCCAACACGGCGGCCGGGGAGCGCGCGCCCGCCAUGCCCACGGAGACCCUGCAGACGGGCAGCAUGGUGAAGCCGGUCAGCCCCGCGGGCACCUUCACCUCGGCCGUGCCGCUGCGCAUCCUCAACAAGGGGCCCGACUACUUCCGCAGGCAGGCCGAGCCCAACCCCAAGCGGCUCAGCGCCGUGGAGCGGCUGGAGGCGGACAAGGCCAAGUACGUCAAGAGCCAGGAGGUCAUCAACGCCAAGCAGGAGCCCGUGAAGCCGGCCGUGCUGGCCAAGCCGCCCGUGUGCCCCGCCGCCAAGCGCGCCCUGGGCAGCCCCACGCUGCGCGCGCUCGGCGGCCACGCCAAGACGGAGGCGGGCGUGCAGCGGGAGACCCUGAAGCUCGAGAUCCUGAAGAACAUCCUCAACAGCUCCGAGGGCUCCGGCGCGGGCGCGGCGCACAAGCUGGGCGCGCGGAACUGGCCGCCGCCGCGGCCCGACUCGGCCGACGCGCACCGGCGCUCGUUCGCCGAGUCCCUGAAGGUGUUCCCGACGCAGGGGCGCGGCGGCCCGCAGGAGGGCGCCCCGCUCGCGGGCCGGCGGCUGCUGGAGCCCUCGGCCGACGCCUUCCUGCACGUCUCGCACAGCUCGUCGGACGUCCGCAGAGCGGGCAGCGCGCGGCCGCCCAAGGCCAUCCCCUGCAGCAGCUCCGCGCCCCCCCUGCCCCCCAAGCCCCGGGGCGCGGCCCUGGCCGCCGCCGCCGGGUCCCCCGAGGCCGAGCCGCCCGAGCCGGCCUGCGGCGUCAGCCGGAGACCCUCGCUCCAGCGGUCCAAGUCGGACUUGAGCGACAGGUACUUCCGCGUGGACGCCGACGUCGAGCGGUUCUUCAACUACUGCGGACUGGACCCCGAAGAGCUGGAGAACCUGGGGAUGGAGAACUUUGCGAGGGCCAAUUCCGACAUCAUCUCGCUCAACUUCCGCAGCGCCAGCAUGAUCAGCUCAGACUGCGAACAGUCUCAGGACAGCAACAGUGACCUUAGGAAUGACGACAGUGCCAACGACCGGGUGCCCUACGGCAUCUCCGCCAUCGAAAGGAACGCCAGGAUCAUCAAGUGGUUGUACAGCAUCAAGCAAGCCAGGGAGUCGCAGAAGGUCUCCCACGUGUGAGGGCCAGCGUGCGGAGGGGGGUGGGGCUCUGUCCGUGCAUCCGCAGUCGUGAAGGUUGUGAGGUCUCCUUGCAGUGUUGUGAGCUUCUCCACUCUCUUUGUGUUGCCUGUUGUGCAAUGUUUCCAAGUUGCAUGCCUGUCAACAUGGGGACCGACCCGGCUUCCUCGUCGACCGCUCGUCACCCGCCAAGACUUUCAGGCCAGAAUCCAGCUAGGGCUCCCAUCUCCAGCAAAACUGUUUACACGAAACACGGUAUACGACUUCUUCGGUAUUUAUGUGGUUCUUGUGUUUUUAUACCCCGCGCUCUUGUGUCUUAAUUAAAGAUUUUAUCAACUGGCUUUUAUGUUGAGAGUAGAAUCUUUUCGAAAUAAAGAGCCAAUUUGCCUACCUGCGAGACCCAAACGGUGGGGAAGGAAGUGGGAUCUGCUACCAGACAGACAACAGUGACUGACCUGAGGUAGAGAACCAGGCUGGGCUUUCUGAGGAAGAAAGGUGGGGAGCCUGACGUUAAUCGUUUGCGUAUGGGAAUUCUCCUGCCACUUAUUAAAGCAAUGGGGCAACAGUGCUCCGUGUUGUGUCCGACUCGGUGUGUAAAUGUGGGUGCUUCUGUGUAAUACUGACCCCAAGGAAAGACAAUCAGCUACGAUGAAGGCGAUUAAAUCUAGGAGUUUGGGGUUUGGGGGGCUUGUUGAUGUUCUGAUUUGGGUUGGUUCCAGAAAUUUCUACGAUUAAUCUUUUGACGGGAAUGGCCAUCCUAAAGCUGGUACUAAAUGUCUUUAAAAAAAGAAAAAAGUUGUUUGGUUUUUUUUGAUCAAGAACUAACUCUAUGCCGAUUCUCUUCCCUCUCUCCGCCCCUUCCUGUGCUGUUGAUUUAUUUGGGAGACGGGGUUGGGGCUUGUGCAGGUCCGAGCUCCCGGAAGACAUGAACACAAAUGGAAAUACCAGCCAUACCAAUAUAGAGCCUCCCAUGCAAAAGUGAAUACGUUUCGUCACUGAACCAUAUCUGAGCAGUGCGAUUGUGCCGUCUUGCAUACGUUACUCUCUCAGGCUGUGGACCUUUGUUGCAGCUCUAGGAGACUGUAGAGACAUGGGGCCAUGUAGCUUUCCCACCCUUUGGUCUCCAGGGCUGCCUAUCUAUCACCUUGCUCCCCGUUUUCCCCCAUAACCUGUCCCGCGGGUGGUUAGUUAGCUGUGGACCAGCUGACGGUCGUGGUGUGGUAGCAGAGAGGUAAACGUGUAGUGGUCAGCUUCAUUCCUCUGUAGUCAUGCUCCUAAGCUCUCAGCAGCACCACCUUAGACUUUAUCGGCUAAUGGGAAACUUUUUAUGGUGUAAAUGCUGUAAGACUCUGUACAUACUUCGGUUGUUACGAAAUCUUUAAGGAAAAAAAAGUUACGCUAAUAAAUAGCUCUGGUGCAGGCACUAA